UCAACUCCAGUCUAUCGAUGCUAAUGUGCUACUAUGCCUAUGAACCUACCCAUCUUCCUCGACGACCUCCCCCGCCUCCGCCGCCUCCUCACAUCUUGCCCCGCGCUCCGGACCCUCACCCGCAUCCACGCCCUCCUCUUCGUCUCCUCCUCUCACCACCUCCUCUCCCCCAGCCUCGCCACCGCGUACGCCCGCGCCGGCGACCUCGCCGCCGCCGAGUCCACACUCGCCGGCGCACCCACCUCUCCCUCCUCCGUCGCCGCCUGGAACGCCCUCCUCGCCGCGCAUUCCCGCGCGGGGUCCCCGGACGCGGCGCUGCGCGUCUUCCGCGCUCUCCCGCCCGCCGUGCGCCCCGACAGCACCACCUUCACGCUCGCGCUCUCCGCCUGCGCGCGCCUCGGCGACCUCGCCGCCGGGGAGGUCGUCAGGGCCCUCGCGUCCCAGUCCGGGUACAGAAGCGACGUCUUCGUCUGCUCGUCGCUGCUCAACCUCUACGCGAAAUGGGGCGCCAUGGGCGACGCCGUCAAGGUGUUCGACCGAAUGCCGAAGAGGGACCGCGUCACCUGGAGCACCAUGGUCACCGGGUUCGCCAACGCCGGGCAGCCGGAGGAGGCGAUCAACAUGUACAGGAGGAUGAGGGACGGCGGUCUGAAUGGAGACGAGGUUGUCAUGGUCGGGGUUAUAAAGUCGUGCGCGGCGACCGGGGAUGUCCGCAUGGGGGCCUCGGCUCAUGGGUACCUGUUACGGCAUGGUAUGCGGAUGGACGUUGUCAUCUCAACAAGCCUUGUGGACAUGUACGCAAAGAAUGGGCUGUUUGAUCAGGCGCGUCGGCUGUUGGAGCUUACCACGUGUAGGAACAUCGUGUCGUGGAACGCGCUCAUCUCGCAGUUUGCGCAGAGCGGGCGUGCGGACGAGGCGCUCGGUUUAUUCAGAGAGAUGCAGGCCUCUGGUCUGCAGCCUAAUUCAGGGUCGCUUGUUAGCGCUCUGCUAGCUAGCUCCGAUCUUGGAUUCUUCAAGCUAGGGAAGUCAAUACAUGGUUUCAUCUUGAGGAGGCUCGAGCUCGACUGUAUGGCGAUUACAGCAGUCAUCGACAUGUACUCGAAGUGUGGCUCCCUGGCGAGCGCACAAAUGCUUUUCAACAGGGUUGGCUCGAGAGACUUGAUUUUGUGGAAUGUGAUGAUUGCGUGCUACGGUGCUCAUGGACGAGGCCGUGAUGCCCUGUCUUUGUUCCAGGAAAUGAAGAAAACCGAGGUGAGACCUGAUCAUGCCACGUUUGCUUCUCUUUUGUCGGCUCUCAGCCACUCCGGUCUCGUCGAGGAAGGCAAGUUCUGGUUCGAUUGCAUGGUUCAUGAGCAUGGAAUCGACCCUGCGGAGAAGCACCUGGUGUGUAUAGUGGAUCUUUUAGCCCGUUCUGGCCUUGUUGAAGAGGCCAAUGACCUGCUGGCAUCGAUGUGCACUGAACCAACCAUCGCAAUUUUGGUCGCUCUACUUUCGGGCUGUCUGAAUAACAAGAAGCUGGAGCUUGGAGAGAGCACGGCAGAAAAGAUCCUUGAACUGCAACCUGACGAUGUUGGCGUCCUUGCCUUGGUCUCAAAUCUGUAUGCCGCUGCCAAGAACUGGGAGAAGGUCAGGGAAGUGCGCAAGCUAAUGAAGGACCAUGGCAGCAAAAAGGUGCCUGGGUGCAGCUCGAUAGAGUUCCACGGGGCGGUGCAUACGUUCGUCAUGGAAGAUCAGAGCCAUCCUCAGCACAAAGAGAUUCUACAGAUGGUCUCGAAGCUCGACUCCGAGAUGAGGAAGAUUGGCUACGUCCCCAAGACAGAGUUUGUGUACCAUGACCUCGAGGAAGGUGUCAAGGAGCAGCUCCUCAGCCGCCACAGCGAGAGGCUGGCGAUCGCCUUUGGACUGCUGAACACAACCCCAGGAACGAGGCUCGUCGUCAUAAAGAACCUCAGGGUCUGUGGCGACUGUCACAACGCCAUCAAGUACAUCUCGAAGAUUGCUGACAGAGAGAUCGUGGUGCGGGAUGCGAAACGCUUCCACCAUUUCAAAGACGGAGCAUGCUCCUGCGGUGAUUACUGGUGAAGGGUGUUUGACAAGACAAGCUGUCCUCUGUCCACCUCUCUCCAGCAUAGGUGCAUAGCACAGCCACAGAGUACCAGUUCCAGAUUUCUUGUGCAAACACACUGAUUUGAACCCCAGCAACCUCAGCUGAUUUGAUACUGUAGAAAGGAGCGGCUCUCCUUAUUCUGUUCUUAAGGGGACACUUAACUUUGGUAUUUCUUCUAUAAGCAUGAGGUGGCAUCGGAACGUUAUCAUUGUAGCCACUAGUCACUUGGUGUUUGCUCUAUCAGAAUGAAACAACACUACACUUUUAA
Molecule: messenger RNA, 2375 nt
Organism: Lolium perenne
Lineage: Eukaryota; Viridiplantae; Streptophyta; Magnoliopsida; Poales; Poaceae
Product: putative pentatricopeptide repeat-containing protein At3g25060, mitochondrial
Biological process (GO): RNA modification
Molecular function (GO): RNA binding; zinc ion binding; protein binding
Source: RefSeq, a predicted model, not a curated record